Strongylus vulgaris is the source of this 372-nucleotide messenger RNA. The record is from the annotation of a GenBank genome assembly. Lineage: Eukaryota; Metazoa; Nematoda; Chromadorea; Rhabditida; Strongylidae.
AUGCCACCAAAGCCAUCAGCUAAGGGAGCCAAGAAGGCCGCGAAGACCCAGAAAGCCGGACGCACCGGAGACAAGAAGAAGAGGAGUCGCAGAAAGGAGAGCUACUCCGUCUACAUCUACCGUGUGCUCAAGCAAGUCCAUCCCGACACCGGAGUUUCGUCGAAGGCCAUGUCGAUCAUGAAUUCGUUUGUGAACGACGUCUUCGAGCGCAUCGCUGCCGAGGCAUCGCGACUCGCCCACUACAACAAGCGAUCGACCAUUUCCUCCCGCGAAAUCCAGACUGCUGUCCGUCUGAUCCUUCCUGGAGAACUCGCCAAGCACGCCGUGUCCGAGGGAACCAAGGCCGUCACCAAGUACACCUCAAGCAAGUAA